This is a messenger RNA of Achroia grisella, 362 nucleotides long. Its product is annotated as vitelline membrane protein Vm26Ab-like. Bases 70 to 303 code for a protein of 77 amino acids. Lineage: Eukaryota; Metazoa; Arthropoda; Insecta; Lepidoptera; Pyralidae. The record is from RefSeq and is a predicted model, not a curated record. The transcript is spliced from 2 exons.
CACAACAUCACAUUCAAAAGUAUUCUUGAAUUCAGCUGCUUCUCCAGACUUACUUGUAAAACAAACAAAAUGUUCAAGCUGUUCAUAUUCGCCUGCUUCCUGGCCCUCGCUGCCGCCAAACCUGGAGUACUAGCGCCGGUGGCGUACACCGCUCCCGUAGCGGCGGCGUACACCGCGCCCGUGGCGGCCGCGUACACAGCACCCCUCGCGUACUCCGCGUACUCCGCCUACACUGCCCCUGUUGCUGCGUACUCGGCGUACAGCUAUGCCUCACCAUACACCGCCUACUACCUACGUCGCUAGAAUCCUGUAAUAAUAAAAAAAUAAUAAAUAAAUGUGUUAUCAAAGCCGAACAAUAAAUU